CCAAAUUAUUGCAAUGUCCCUCCUCGCAUCCCGCGCCCCCCGGCGCCUCCCCCUCCGCGUCGGCCACACCUCCGUGCGCAACGCCGCAUCCAGUGGCGGCGGCGGCAGCGGCAAACCCGAAGUCGCACAGCAGGGCGACCCGAAGAAAGACACCCUCCGGCGCGUGCUCUACCCCGCGAACGUGCGGCAAACCUCGCCCUCGCCCGUCGGCGCGUGGCGCCCGGAUGUCGCGCGCGCGCUGCAGCACGCGGUGCCCUCCGCGCAGGCGCACGACACCGUCCUGCGCGCGUGGCAGCUGCACGAGCGGCGGCAGCGCGAGGCGCGCGCGGCGGAGCUCGGGCGGAAGCUGAGGUGCAUGCGGGAGGCGAUGGAGGAGCUGGCGAGGGUGGAUGUGGGGCUGUAUCAGGAGGCGAAUAGGGCGGAGGAUCCGAGGAGGAGGGGUGUGCAGGAGGAGGAGGCGAUGAAGGGCGCGUCGGAGGUCGAGAGGAGGGCGGUUGAUUCGAGGGCGAGGGGGCUGUUCCCGCGCGAGCUGAGGAUACCGACGGAUACGCCGCCGAGGGAUGGGUGGACGUAUGAGUGGAAGCCGUUCAAGCGUCCCCAGACAUAGGCGGAAGCCCAACUCACAUAGAACAUACACUAUAUAGCACAUCCUCACGACGCCCUAAUCCCGAAAAGUUUCUGCAUGCAUAAUACACUGGUGAUUGG
Coniophora puteana RWD-64-598 SS2 is the source of this 705-nucleotide messenger RNA. RefSeq lists its product as uncharacterized. Lineage: Eukaryota; Fungi; Basidiomycota; Agaricomycetes; Boletales; Coniophoraceae. Gene Ontology annotation, biological process: mitochondrial translation. The coding region runs from base 14 to 607 and encodes 197 amino acids. The transcript has 2 exons. Gene Ontology annotation, molecular function: structural constituent of ribosome. The record is from RefSeq and is a predicted model, not a curated record.